UUAUAUCCCCCCAAUCUUUUAUCAUCGCUCUUUCCUGUUUGUGAAUUGCUGGGCAGUGGGCACACUCCCAUGCGGGGACUAUCAAGAACCAGAGCCUUACUUUUCCCUAAACCUUCAAAAUUUUCUUCAUCGACUUCGUUUCCCGCCAUUCCCAUUCUUGAUAAUGCAAACUCAAAUUUCCAUCCAACUGUAAAAUCACUCUCUCAGCUGCUAAUCCAACGCCCACCCAUAUCUCAGCUCAAGCAAAUUCAUGCCCAAAUUCUCAGUUUAUCACUCUCUUCACACCCUUCUUUAACCGACUCUCUUAUCCACUGCUAUCACUUCGCCGACGACCUUUUCUCUGCUAGAGUUUUGUUCAACAAAUACCCUUUGCCCACACCGCCAAUCUUGAUAUGGAAUCUCAUGAUCCGAGCUUACUCUAAGCUUCAAAAUUCUCUUGAACCCAUCAAUAUUUUUCGAAAAAUGCUAGCUUUAGACCACCCCUUUCGGGUUAUUCCUGAUGAGUACACAUUCACUUUCCUCAUCACAUCAUGUGCCCACCAAAUGUCGUUGGUGCAUGGCGUAAUUGCACAUGGACUAGUGAUGAAAAUUGGGUAUGCGGCGAAUUUGUAUGUGGCCAAUUCGUUGGUUAAUAUGUAUGGCAUUUUCAAGAGAACAGAUGACGCUUGCAUGGUGUUUGAUGAAAUGCCUGAGAGAGAUGUGUUCUCAUGGACUAGUUUAGUAUGUGGGUAUGCAAAAAAUGGAGAGAUGUGCCGAGCACUUGAAGCCUUUGGUAAAAUGCCAGUGCGCAAUGAUGUUUCCUGGGCUGUAAUGGUUUCUGGUUUUGUUGGAAGUGGGAGGUACAUGGAAGCUCUACGAUGUUUUCGUGAAAUGUUGUUUGGCAGUGAGUAUAAGGUAAAGCCUAAUGAGGCUGUUCUUGUUUGUGCUCUCUCUGCUUGUGCUCAUCUAGGAGCCUUGGAACAGGGUAAUUGGAUUCACAGUUAUAUUGACAAAAGUGGAAUUCCAUAUACUUCAAAUGUAUUCACUGCUCUUGUUGAUAUGUAUGCAAAAUGUGGGAGAAUAGAUUGUGCAGAAUUUGUAUUUAAUAAAAUCAAAAGACCAGAUGUUCACAAUUUUACGAGUAUGAUAUCUGGGCUGUCUAUUUAUGGACUUGGUAAAGAAGCCUUCAAUGUGUUUAAUCGGAUGUUAGAUGAAAAAAUCAGUCCAAACAAAGUGACAAUUUUAGGAGUUCUAAAUGGUUGUAGCCAUUCAGGUCUUGUGGAAGAGGGUUCCUCAGUCUUCUAUAAUAUGGAGAGCUCAUGGGGGAUUGAACCCAAGAUUGAGCACUAUGGCUGUUAUGUCGAUUUACUUGGCCGUGCUGGUUACUUGGAGAAGGCACUUGAAGUAGUCCAAAGCAUGCCAAUGGAACCUGAUAUUAUUUUAUGGAGGGCUUUGCUCAGUGCAUGUAGAAUUCAUCGUAAUGCUGAUCUUGGAGAGAGCAUUAUAAACUAUAUUAAGGACCUUGGAUCUUGUGGAUCUAGUGGAGGUGAGGUGCUUCUUUCUAACUUGUAUGCUUCUCUAGGGAGAUGGGAGAAAGUUAUUGAACUGAGGAAGACAAUGGGUGAGAGGAAAAAUCAACCCGAUAUUGGUUAUAGCUGGAUUGAAGUGAAUGGUGUUGUUCAUGAGUUUCGUGUUGCUGAAAAGUUGCACCCACAGAUUUUAGAAAUUCAGGAAAAAUUAAAAGAAGUAUUGAACAAGGCUCGUGAAGCAGGUUAUGUUGCUAAUACCAUGCAUGUAUCAUUUGAUCUUAUUGAAGAGGAGAAGGAGCAUGCCGUGGCAUGGCAUAGUGAGAAGCUAGCUGUUGCUUAUGGACUGCUAAGUACUAUGUCUGGGACUACUAUCCGCAUAGUUAAAAAUUUGAGAACUUGUGAAGAUUGUCAUUCUGCUCUGAAGGCCAUUUCAAAAGUUUAUAAAAGAGAAAUUAUUGUGAGAGACCGCUCUCGUUUCCACACUUUCAGAGGAGGAAAUUGUUUAUGCAAUGACUAUUGGUAGUUUUUACUUUGCAGUGUUGAAAGCAUUUGAUACAAAUAAAGAAUGAUCAAGACCAAUGUUAUUAACAGGAUACUAUAGAGUAUUGUAGUUCAAGCUUUGCAUUUUUAGAGUGAACUGUAUACAAUGCAAUCAAGCAAUAUUGAAUAUGGAGUUAAAGCUUUGCACUCGGAUAUAAGCUGUUACGACAAUUUCUGAUUUUCCAAAUUUGGUGGAUGGCAUCUUUUGUAGCACAUUUCACUUUCCACUUCAGCAUUAUCUGAGCUUCUUGCCAGAAUCUGGAGCUGACAAGAAUUCAAGUAGGUUUCAUCCAGAAUACUUCUGAAUGAUUUCCAAAUCUUGGCAAUAAGGCCCAAAAGUCUACCACCUGGUUGAAUUAAACACAUUUACAGCUGAGGCACUGAGAGCUUGCCAGAUUUAAUUGGCCCAAAGGGGAGGGGAUAGGAACCACUUUUUCUGGUGAAGAUUGUUGUGCAACACACUUUUAUUCAAUUAAAAGUAUUCUUCUACACCAUGAAAACAUUAUUGUAAUGGUUUAAGGCCUCUGAAAGUUUAGGUGGAGAUGCUUGAGAUGCAAUGAUUACUGGUUAGUUACAAGUUCUUUCACCCAUCUGAAUAGAGAAUUGCAAAUUAAAUGAAGCUCCCAUCACCAGAGAUGAUAUGCCUGCUUUAUGAAGCUGGACCACCAUUACAUUAAUGGUCAGAUUUGGGUUUGAUUGAUUACAACUUCCAUCCUCAAGUUGUAAACAAGCUGUAAGUUUCCUCUAUAUCAAGUGUACCUGUUACUGCCCUAGCUCCUCUACUUUAUAGGGCCACUUCACUCUUUUCCAUUUCAAGUAAAAUAUGUUUAUCUGGGAUUGAUUUUUAUGUUCUUGAAGAUCAAGUUUCUCAAUAGAGAUUCAAUUUGUAUAUGCUAAUCUUGUUCAGUAUAUUAUACAGUAGCAAAAAAGGGACAGAAAAAGAAGAGAAAAGCUACUUUUUAUUUUAUUCUUGAAGGGCAUAUCAGAAAAAGGGAAAGAAGGAUCUAAUGGAAACUAGGAGGAGAAAUGAUUCCACUUCUCCCAAUGCAACAGAGUUGGCUGAUAUGAUUGCUCAAAGUCAAAAAUGUACAAAGCAUGAUGACCACAAAGUAUUCUCUAAAGCUUUGCUCAGCUCUCUAUUCAUUCUUUCAUAUAUACAAAAUUGUCUUUGUUUUUUGAGUUACCCUAGUCAAGACGACUAAAGAUACAAACUUGUAACCAACCCUUUUGGUUUGAGCCGUUUAGCUGUUUAUCUCCUUUUGGUCCUUUGCCGGCUAAGAUCACAAGGUGGGGUUUACCCAGUACACACCUUAAGAUAGUGACUGCGGGUUUCCCUUGUCAC
Ipomoea nil (Japanese morning glory) is the source of this 3390-nucleotide messenger RNA. Its product is annotated as pentatricopeptide repeat-containing protein At3g62890-like. Bases 70 to 2031 code for a protein of 653 amino acids. Gene Ontology annotation, biological process: RNA modification. Gene Ontology annotation, molecular function: zinc ion binding; RNA binding; protein binding. Lineage: Eukaryota; Viridiplantae; Streptophyta; Magnoliopsida; Solanales; Convolvulaceae. The transcript has 2 exons. The record is from RefSeq and is a predicted model, not a curated record.